AUGGCAAACCUGACCGGCAGCAUCAACCUCGUCUCCUCAGCCAUUCAGUAUGCGCUCUUCAUUGUUUUCACGACCAUCAUGUUCUUCUUCAUUGAUGAGAAUGUUCACCGCGGCAUCCUCUCGUCCGGCGAAUAUGUCCCCGGAGGCGUGGGCGGAAACCCCAACGUGUUGAUUCGAGUUACUGGAUCCCCCUCACACGCCGCCAUCGCCUUUUUGUAUCUGUUGAUUAUCAUUUAUGCUCUCCCUCUGGUGCCCGUCUGCUGGGUCUACGCAGCUGAGGUCUGGUUGCUCGAGACUCGUGCCACCGGCAUGGGUCUUGCGGCCGUUGGCAACUGGCUCUUCAACUUCGCACUGGGUCUCUACGUCCCUCAUGGAUUCCAGUAUAUCACCUGGAAGAUGCUCAUUGUCUUCAGAGUCAUGUGUAUCCUAACGGUGAUUCAGCUUUAUUUCACAUACCCUGAAACAUGUGGGAAGACGCUCGAGGAAGUCGGAGGGGUGCUCUUCCCAGAUGGCCCCAAGCCCCGGCAGACCAAGCCCGGUAAUUCUAAGCUGGAUGCACUCGUGGACGAUGUUCGUGUCAACCACAAGCAUAUUAAUCUGGGAAUUACGGAGAGCAAGCCCGGUCUAGGGAAUAUUGUGCAGGCCGCUUAA
Molecule: messenger RNA, 651 nt
Organism: Aspergillus pseudotamarii
Lineage: Eukaryota; Fungi; Ascomycota; Eurotiomycetes; Eurotiales; Aspergillaceae
Exons: 2
Coding region: 1-651 (216 amino acids)
Biological process (GO): transmembrane transport; carbohydrate transport
Cellular component (GO): membrane
Molecular function (GO): carbohydrate:proton symporter activity
Source: RefSeq, a predicted model, not a curated record